Molecule: messenger RNA, 561 nt
Organism: Nannochloropsis gaditana CCMP526
Product: iron-sulfur protein
Exons: 1
Coding region: 1-561 (186 amino acids)
Biological process (GO): iron-sulfur cluster assembly
Cellular component (GO): cytoplasm; mitochondrion
Molecular function (GO): 2 iron, 2 sulfur cluster binding
Source: RefSeq, a predicted model, not a curated record
AUGGCAGCAGCGACGACUUCGAAGCUCAGCUCGAUGGAGGUAGAGCACGGGCAGGUUCAUGAGCAUCCAUCCCAGGUGCCAAUCCCUCCAGCCUCUGCAUCGAACGCACCCACGAGCAUUGAUUCCUCUUCUCGAGACAAGAGCAAGAGUGAAGUGCCGCCCACCAUCCCUCCGUCUCCACCGCCCGCCGAGUCCUUCCCCCGUCCCUCCUCCCCCCCUCGGCGUCCCCGGGCCGCCCCUCUUCAACUGACUGAGCGGGCCGUGUCCCGCAUUAAAGAGCUGCUUGCCUCGAAAGGUCCGUCCGUCAUAGGUGUCCGACUUGGGACGAAGCGCCGUGGGUGCAAUGGGUUGUCGUACACGAUGAAUUACGCGGAGACGCGACCGAAGUUUGAUGAGGAAGUGCAGGUGGGCGGAGUCACGGUUUUUGUCGAGCCCUCCGCCUUGAUGCACGUGGUGGGCACCGAGAUGGACUACGAGGAGACGGAGCUCUCCAGGGAGUUCACCUUCAACAACCCCAAUGCCAAGGGCCAGUGUGGCUGCGGGGAGAGUUUCAAUGUGUAG